This is a messenger RNA of Spodoptera littoralis (African cotton leafworm), 1593 nucleotides long. NCBI's taxonomy places the organism in Eukaryota, Metazoa, Arthropoda, Insecta, Lepidoptera, Noctuidae. The record is from the annotation of a GenBank genome assembly.
AUGAUAAUUUUUCUAAUUUGGUUGGUGGUGCUGAUUGCGGCCCUGGUGUUGCAUCUUCGGCAAAUGCACGCCGCAUUCAACAGACAUGGCAUCAAGUACUUGAAUCCAGCACCAUUGUUAGGGAACAUGUCCAACACAGUAUUUCUACGCCAACACUUUGCUUAUGAUAUUCUUAAAUUGUACGAGACCUUUCCAAAAGAUAGGUUUGUAGGAAGAUAUGAAUUCACAAAUAAGACGAUAAUACUCCGUGACCUCGACCUGGUGAAGAAAAUCACAGUCAAAGACUUUGAGGUGUUCCUUGAUCAUCGCAACUUCGGUAGAGAUGCGUUUAUCGGCAGAGCUUUAAUAUUAUUGCAAGGCCAAGAAUGGAAAGAUAUGCGGUCUACGUUGAGUCCAGCGUUCACAAGCUCCAAGAUACGUCUGAUGGUGCCUUUUAUGGUGGAAGUCGGAGACCAGAUGAUACGAUCACUGAACAAAGAAAUUGAGGCUUCACCUGAUGGGUACAUAAAUAUCGAUUGCAAGGACCUUACAACUCGCUACGCAAAUGAUGUUAUAGCUUCUUGUGCUUUUGGUCUGAAAGUGAAUUCUCACGAAGAGAAAGAUAAUGAAUUCUACGUGAUGGGUAGAAAAGCAGCAAAUUUCACUUUGCGUGAUAUGUUCAUGUUCAUAUUAAUCGUCGCUGCUCCAAAACUAGCGGCGUUGCUAAACUGGAACUUGGUACCAGAUACAAUGAAGAAUUUUUUUGUAAACUUGGUCUUGGACACAAUGAAGGAUCGUGAAUUGCGACACAUUUUUAGACCAGAUAUGAUUCAUCUGCUUAUGGAAGCUAAAAAAGGUCAAUUGACUCAUGAAGAUGCUAAGUCUGACAAUGAUGCUACUGGAUUUGCGACUGUUGCAGAAUCAUCAGUUGGGCUUAAAAAGACUGCCAAUCGAGUUUGGAAUGACAAUGACCUAAGUGCUCAAGCAUUCUUGUUCUUCGUUGCUGGGUUUGAAACUGUCUCGACCAGUAUGUCUUUCUUACUGUACGAGCUGGCAGUAAACCCUGAUGUGCAAGACCGGUUAGCACAGGAGAUAAAGGAACAUGAUGCUAAGAAUGGUGGCAAGUUUGAUUUUAACUCCAUACAGAACAUGAAGUAUAUGGAUAUGGUUGUCUCGGAGCUUCUCAGGUUAUGGCCACCACUCGCAGUUAUGGAUAGAGAAAGUAACAGGGAUUACAAUAUGGGUAGACCGAGUGAGGAUGUGGAAAAAGAUUAUAUUUUGCCUAAGGGGUCUACGGUGUUUAUUCCAGCCUUCGCCUUCCACCGCGAUCCUCAGUACUUCCCAAAUCCUGAAAAGUUCGACCCAGAGCGAUUUUCUGAAGAAAACCGUCACAAUCUCAAUUUGAACGCCUACAUGCCUUUUGGCAACGGUCCAAGAAAUUGUAUAGGGUCGCGAUUUGCUCUCUGCGAACUGAAGGUGCUGACCUAUCAGAUACUCCUACACAUGGAGCUGUCUCCAAGUGAGAAGACUCCAAUACCAGCCAGGUUGGCUGCUGAUAACAUCAACAUCAGGUUGCAGGGAGGACACUGGCUCAGAUUUAGACAAAGAAAAUAA